CCCGACAAAUCAUUGAACUCUGUAACAAGCUCAACCGACACUCAUACACUUCCCUCCGCCGCCGCCGCCUCGCCCGCUCCUCCGCCCCGUCGACGGCCUACCGCCUCACCUUUCCCUUUCCAUUUCCGUACUGAGCCAGCACAGCUCACCGCCAUGAACCCCACCGUCAUCAAAGCUGCAGCGAUCAUACUCCUCUGCCUCUCCCUCCUCGUCUACCUCAACUUCCCCUCCUCUUCCCGGAAUCUCGCCUUCUCCUCCACCCCUUCCACGUCAUCAUCAUCAUUGCCGGAGGAACACUCCCUUGCAUGGCCACCUCCUCCGGCGGUCCUGGUGGAGCGGACGGGGAUAAUAGAUGAUACUGGAGCAAUGGCCGAGGACUUCGAAGCAGGUGAGAUCGAUCAGACGAUUGUGGAUGAUUUUGCCAACAACGGCAGUAAGGUAGAGGAAACGAGGAGCGUGAGAGCUGAGAUUGAGAGGUUUGAGGUGUGUGACGACAGUAUGAGGGAUUACGUUCCUUGUCUCGACAAUGCCGAGGAAAUUAAGAAGUGGAAUCGAAGCGAGAGAGGGGAGAAGUACGAGCGGCAUUGCCCCGACAAAGGGAAGGGAUUGGACUGCUUGGUGCCUUGGCCGGUCGGGUAUAAGAUUCCGAUUCCGUGGCCAAAGAGCCGAGAUGAGGUAUGGUUUAGCAAUGUUCCUCAUCCAUGUCUCGUCGAAGAUAAAGGUGGUCAGAACUGGAUAUCGACCGAUAAGGACAAGUUCAUCUUUCCUGGAGGUGGAACACAGUUUAUUCACGGGGCUGAUAAGUACUUGAACCAGAUCUCAAAGAUGGUUCCUGACAUCAAAUUUGGGGACCGCACCCGAGUUGCCUUAGAUGUGGGCUGUGGAGUGGCAAGUUUCGGUGCAUAUAUGUUUGAACGAAACGUGAUCACACUUUCAAUAGCACCGAAGGAUGUUCAUGAGAACCAGAUUCAGUUUGCUUUGGAGCGCGGGGUCCCUGCGAUGCUAGCAGUGUUUGCCACUCACCGUUUGCUCUACCCAAGCCAGGCUUUUGACCUAAUCCACUGUUCUCAGUGUAGAGUCAAUUGGACUCGUGAUGAUGGGAUUUUGCUCCUUGAGGUCGACCGGUUGCUUAGGGCUGGAGGAUGCUUUGUUUGGGCUGUGCAGCCUGUCUAUAAGCAUGAAGAAAGGCUGCAAGAGCAAUGGAAAGAAAAUACUCGAACUUCAUAUUCCAACAACUUCAUUUGUUGGGAUUUAUUCUGUGAAGAAAUGGAAGACCUCACUGCUCGAAUGUGCUGGAAACUCUUAAAGAAGGAAGGGUAUAUAGCAAUCUGGCAAAAGCCUCUAAAUAAUAGUUGCUAUCUCAAUCGAAGAAGGGGGACGCAACCUCCAUUAUGUGAUCACAGAGAUGAUCCUGAUGAUGUAUGGUAUGUUAGUCUGAAGGCAUGCAUUGCUCGAUUACCUGAACAUGGCUUUGGGUCUAAUACCUCUGCUUGGCCUGCUCGCCUUCAUAAUCCUCCGGAGAGGCUUCAAACCAUAAAUAUGGAGGGCUCCAUAUCGAGGAAGGACAUGUUCAGGGCCGAGUCAAAAUACUGGAAUGAUAUAAUAGACAGUUAUGUUCGAGUCUACCACUGGGGAGAUCUGCAACUACGAAAUGUCAUGGACAUGAGGGCUGGGUUUGGAGGAUUCGCAGCAGCGCUUUACGAUCUUCACAUUGAUUGCUGGGUUAUGAAUGUUGUUCCUGUCAGUGGCUUCAACACUCUGCCAGUUCUAUACGACCGUGGACUUAUUGGAGUCAUGCAUGACUGGUGUGAGCCAUUUGAUACAUACCCAAGAACCUACGACUUGCUCCAUGCAGUGGGUCUGUUCUCUGUUGAACGAAAGAGAUGUAACAUCACGACCAUUAUGCUAGAGAUGGAUCGGAUCUUAAGACCAGGAGGGCAAGUCUAUAUACGAGACUCAGUUGCACUCAUGGACGAACUCCAGGCAUUUGCAAAUGCCAUGGGAUGGGUGCCUGCGUUACAUGACACGAGCGAGGGUCCUCAUGCGAGUUUGAAGAUCUUAAUGUGCGAGAAACGGCUUUGAUACGAUGAUAAUAUUCUUUUGAGCUCGAGAGGACAUGCGCAAUGCCCUUUUGGAAAAUGGAAAAUCCAUCUUCGAAUUACAAGGAGAAAGAAGACAACAUGACGGAUAUGCAGAGUAGAUUAACCAAAUGCAUGAUUCCGCAGGUUUUCCAUCGAAGCUGACUGCAGGACAGCAAAGAGAAGAAUUUCGUAACUUAUCCUAUGUUAGGUUCAUGAAAGUGUUGAUUCUCUGUAACAUUUUCACAUGAAUUCUGUGAUUUGCCAAUUAAAUUGCUGUCCAGGUUGACACA
Messenger RNA from Punica granatum (pomegranate), 2371 nucleotides. The record is from RefSeq and is a predicted model, not a curated record. Lineage: Eukaryota; Viridiplantae; Streptophyta; Magnoliopsida; Myrtales; Lythraceae.